AUGUCGAAAAUACUGUCAUCGCUGUUCCGAAUGAGAUCCCUCAGGAAAGUGUGCGUGCUGUUCUGGAUGCUGCUGAAUUGGCAGGCUUCAAGAACGUGCGUGUCGUUCCCACAAAUGCCGCUCAGGCGUACAAGUAUGUUUUUUCUAUUGGUAGAGUUUAUUCCUCCUAGUUAUUGUUUCCGAUUGAAUAACUCGGAUCAUUUCUCGCAGUCUCCGGAAAGCAGCUAUCAUGUUCUCUUCGUCGACCAGGGCAGCUGCUUCACCGACCUCUACGUGGUCGAAUUCACUUCCAAGAGCAGCAAAAUCCUGGGCAGCGUCAGUCGUCAGUUCGGAGCGAAGGACAUCGACAACGCUCUCUACACCCACUUCGUUCAGAAACUCGCGAACAAGGUGUCCAUCCUUCCCGGCUCCAAGCAGUCCAUCCGCCUCAUGGACGGUUGCCGUCGCCUCAAGGAAAUGCUCAGCGCCGCGGGCAAAGCCGCUCUGACGGUGUACGGCUUAAUGGAGGACGAGGACUCUCAGCUCUCCAUGACGCGAGCGGAAAUGGAAGGGUUGGUGGCGGAUCAGAUCGCCCGGUUCCGCUCUCUGGUGCAGGAACUGCGCUCGAUCUACCCCGGUCCCAUCGACGCCAUCGAAAUGAUCGGCGGAGGCAGUCGAAUCCCGUUCAUGCAGCAGAUCGUGAGCGAGGAAAUCGGCAAGAACCUGCAGUUCACGGUGGACAGCGCGUCCUGCAUCGCGAAGGGCUGCGCGUUGCUCGGCAUUGCCGACUCCGCACGCGCCGAUUGGACCAUGGACGUUCCUUCUCUUCCCUCGACUCCCGCUGACCUCGAAGCAAUGAAGCAGAUGCGGGAGGUCGAAAUGGAGCUGCGAGCUCGCGACGAAGCGCGUGUCGCUCUGGGCGAAGCGCGCAACGCGCUGGAAGAGCUGAUCGACCAGACUCGACGCGAGUUGAGCGGGAAAUUCGCGAGCUAUCUGAAGGAGGAGGAAGUGAACGCGCUGCUGAACGCGGAGGACGACUGGCUGUGGAACGCCGGGGAAUCGGCGUCGCUGGAGGAGCUGCGAGAGCAUCGGAACCAGUUGGAAGCGACCCUGAAAGAGCGGUUCGGCGCGUUCUACGAGGCGAAGGAGCAGGAUCGGCUGAAGAUCGAGCGCGAGCUGGAGGAGGAGAGCAAGAAGCGCGAGCUGCAGAGCCAGUCGGAUGACGUGAAGCUGCCGUACAGCGCGCGGAUGUCGCGAGCGGAGGCGAAUAAGAAGGAGGGCACGGAGCUGUUCAAGGAGAAGAACUACGAGAUGGCGGUGCAGCGCUAUAUGCGCGCGUUGGGACACUGCAGCAAGUUCUUCAAUCUCUCGCCCGAGCAGAAGCAGACGGUCGCGGAGAUGGAGAAGUCGCUGCGGCUGAACUUGGCGCAGUGCUUUAUCAAGCUGGAGGCGUGGAAGAAGGCGGAGGAUUACUGCACGACGGUGCUGAAGAGCGAUCCGCAGAACACCAAGGCGCUCUAUCGGAGAGCGUUCUGCUAUGACAAGCUCAAGGAUGUGGAGAGGUGCAGCAAGGAUUUGGAGGCGGUGAUGAAGCUGAUUCCCGAUGAUCCCAGCGUGAAGAACCUGGCUGCGCGGAAUCAGGCCGCGAAGAAGGCGGUGAACGAGAGGAGGAAGGCGAUGGCACAGAAGAUGUUUGGGAGAUUGUAG
Messenger RNA from Blastocystis hominis, 1686 nucleotides. RefSeq lists its product as hypothetical. The coding region runs from base 1 to 1686 and encodes 561 amino acids. Lineage: Eukaryota; Bigyra; Opalinata; Blastocystidae. Gene Ontology annotation, molecular function: ATP binding; protein binding; ATP-dependent protein folding chaperone. The transcript is spliced from 2 exons. The record is from RefSeq and is a predicted model, not a curated record. Gene Ontology annotation, biological process: protein folding. Gene Ontology annotation, cellular component: cytosol; nucleus.